Molecule: messenger RNA, 2481 nt
Organism: Triticum turgidum subsp. durum (durum wheat)
Lineage: Eukaryota; Viridiplantae; Streptophyta; Magnoliopsida; Poales; Poaceae
Source: the annotation of a GenBank genome assembly
AUGUUCUGGCGCAUGACCGGUCUCUCCGCGGCCUCGCCCGUGAGUUCCCUGCUCGUAGCUCCCCCAAUCCCCCUCCGCUCUCUCAGAUUGGUGGAUACAAUCCUAGACAAGGAAAAUUUUACACUUGAAGAACUUCUUGAUGAGGAUGAAAUUAUUCAAGAGUGCAAAGCACUGAACACCCGACUCAUAAAUUUCCUGCGUGACAAGGCCCAGGUGGAACAAUUGCUUCGUUAUGUUGUUGAAGAAGUUCCGGAUGACGCUGAAAAAAAGCGCUCUUUCAAGUUCCCUUUCAUUGCUUGUGAGAUAUUUACUUGUGAAAUCGAUGUCAUUUUGAGGACCCUAGUAGAAGAUGAAGAGUUAAUGGAUUUGCUUUUCUCAUUUGUGAAACCUGAUCAUCCACACAGCACAUUAUUAUCUGGUUACUUCAGUAAGGUGGUAAUUUGUUUGAUGCUGCGGAAGACUGCCCCACUAAUGAAUUAUGUUCAGGAGCAUCCAGAGAUUGUUGUCCAACUUGUUGACCUGAUUGGCAUCACAUCUGUAAUGGAGGUGCUGAUACGCCUGAUUGGUGCUGAUGAGACCAUAUAUUCAAACUAUGCUGAUACAAUGCAGUGGUUAGAAAAUACAGAUGUUCUUGGAAUGAUCGCAGAUAAAUUUAGCUCAUCGGACUCUCCUGAAGUGCAUGCCAAUGCUGCCGAAAUUCUUUGUGCUGUGACUCGAUGUGCACCUCCAUCUCUCGCUUCAAAGAUAUGCAGUCCAAGUUUUGUUGGGAGGUUGUUCUGCCAUGCUCUUGAAGGAUCAAGACCCAAGUCUGUGCUGGUUCAUUCAUUGUCAGUGUGCAUAUCUUUACUGGACCCAAAAAGAUUGGCAUCAGCUUCCUAUCAAGCAUUCAGAAGCAACGUAAGCCAUGGGGCAUUGGUCACUGCCAGUCCUGAGACAGUUGAUGGUAUGCUCGAGAGUCUAGGUAAUUUGCUGAACUUAUUGGACACCUCUGCUGCUGAAAAUGUUUUGCCUACAACUUAUGGAUGUUUACGCCCACCUCUGGGGAAGCAUCGACUGAAGAUUGUGGAGUUCAUCUCUGUUUUGCUGACAGUUGGCAGUGAAACUGCUGAACAGGAGCUAAUCAGCCAAUCGGCAAUAAAGCGCUCCAUUGACUUAUUCUUUGAGUACCCUUAUAACAACUUUUUGCACCAUCAUGUCGAGAAUAUAAUUGUUUCUUGCCUGGAGGGUAAAAGAACAGAACUUGUCGAACAUGUUCUUAAUGAAUGUGACAUUGUUGGUAAAAUUCUUGCUGCCGACAAGCUUUCUUCUUUGGCAACAGAAUCUAAUGGGCCUACUGUGCCGUCUGAAGGGAAAACCCCUUCAAAAAUUGGGAAUGUUGGUCACAUGACAAGAAUAGCCAAUAAACUCAUUCAGUUGGGAAAUAGUAACAGCACAAUCCAGACUCACCUGCAGGGUAACAGUGAGUGGGUUGAAUGGCAGACAGAUGUUCUGGUCAGGCGAAAUGAGGUGGAGAAUGUUUAUCAUUGGGCUUGUGGACGCCCAACCUCGCUUCAUGACCGUGGUAGGGAUAGUGAUGAUGAUGACUUCCGAGACAGGGAUUAUGAUGUUGCAGCUCUGGCCAAUAACUUGAGCCAGGCAUUCCGCUAUGGGAUAUACAGCAAUGAUGACAUUGAAGAGGCACAAGGGUCACUUGAACGUGAUGAUGAGGAUGUCUAUUUUGAUGACGAAUCAGCUGAGGUUGUAAUAUCUUCCCUGCGUCUGGGAGAUGAUCCAGACGGCAGUUCCCUCUUUACAAAUUCGAAUUGGUUCACGUUUGAUGGAGAGAGAGGUAUCAAUGACCGUUUAGCUGCCUCUGUUCCUUCGUCCUCACCCAACUCUGAGGAGGCUUCCCCAGACACCAAGGAAGCUGAUGAUGGUGAAGCAAUUGGCACUGAGGAUCAAAUGGAAACUUUGGGUCUUGGAAAUGGUCCUGCUAAGGAGGCCGAAGAUGCUGCAGAAUGUACCAAACAGACAAAUUUGAGCACUGAGAAUGAGCAACUAGAAAGUGCAGAAGGUACUGAGCGGCAUCUGGAUGUUUCAUUUCAUGGUACUGAAGCUAGCACAGACGAAGCUGCCUCUGAAGCAGCUGAAUCUUCAGUCUCAGCUACUGAGACACAGGCAGAGAGAACAGUUGAUAAACCAGCUGGCUCAUCUGAUUUGGACAAUCCUAUCUCUGAAGCUUCACCCGAUCCUGAUGUCAAUGGGAGUGAUUUGGCUGGCUCGGCAUUAUCUUCUGAGCAAGCUGUCCGUAACGAAGAUGUGGAGGUACCGACCAAGACUGAUGCAGUCGUGGAUACUGAAAUGAAAACUGAUACAGUCGUGGAAACUGAUGCAGUCGGGGAUGUUGGAGUGAAAGCUGAUGCAGUCGUGGAGGUACCAAGCAAGGAAGUAUCUGCCGUGGAUGUUGAAGCUAAAACUGGCGCAGCAGAAGCAAAAGAGUGA